This is a messenger RNA of Letharia columbiana, 3171 nucleotides long. RefSeq lists its product as uncharacterized. The transcript is spliced from 4 exons. Gene Ontology annotation, molecular function: ATP binding; aminoacyl-tRNA deacylase activity; valine-tRNA ligase activity. Gene Ontology annotation, cellular component: cytosol. Bases 1 to 3171 code for a protein of 1056 amino acids. Gene Ontology annotation, biological process: valyl-tRNA aminoacylation. NCBI's taxonomy places the organism in Eukaryota, Fungi, Ascomycota, Lecanoromycetes, Lecanorales, Parmeliaceae. The record is from RefSeq and is a predicted model, not a curated record.
AUGUCCUCCAAGUCCCCUCCUCCAAUAGCGAACGGCCUUACGGCCGCGCCCAAAGAUCCCGAGAAAGAACGAAAGAAGGCCGAAAAGAUUCAAAAGUAUAACGAGAAGAAGGCGAAGGCGAAGGCUGCCAAUGCACAAGCUAUACAAGGCCCUUCGAAAACCAUGGCCAAAAAAGCCAAGCAGGAUACUUCCAUGGAUGAACCUUUACCGCCCUACAUAGAAAAGACACCGCCUGGGGACAAGAAGGUUUUGCAAUCACUGCAUGAUCCUCAUCACUUGAACUACAUCCCUAAGGUGGUAGAAUCCGGAUGGUACGACUGGUGGGAGAAGGAAGGCUACUUCAAGCCUGAGUUUGAGCGCGAUGGCAAAGUGAAAGAGAAAGGCUACUUCGUCAUUCCGACACCUCCACCAAACGUAACCGGAGCUCUACACAUGGGCCACGCUCUCCCUAACGCUUUGCAAGAUAGCCUAAUAAGAUGGAACCGAAUGCGAGGGCUAACGACACUGUGGCUGCCCGGCUGUGACCAUGCCGGCAUUUCUACUCAGACAGUGGUCGAAAAGAUGCUGAUGAGGCGAGAAGGAAAGACGAGGCAUGACCUUGGCAGAAAAGCGCUGGUAGAGAGGAUAUGGGAUUGGAAAGAAGAGUACCAUCGCAAUAUCAACGGAGUGCUUCGGCGCAUGGGUGGUUCCUUCGACUGGACGAGGGAAGCCUUCACUAUGAAUGCAACCUUCUCAGCUGCUGUAACGGAAACUUUCGUAACGCUACACGAGGAAGGUCUCAUCUACCGGGCUAAUAGAUUGGUCAAUUGGUGUACUGCGCUUAAUACGACGCUCUCCAACCUUGAAGUAGAUAACUUAGAGUUGAAAAGUCGGACGAUGCUCGAUAUACCAGGGUAUAAGAAGAAGAUCGAGUUCGGGGUAAUCACUCAUUUUCUCUAUCAAAUUGAGGGAAGCGAGGAGACCAUAGAAGUGGCUACGACGCGGCCUGAGACCAUACUUGGUGAUACUGGCAUUGCAGUGCAUCCCAAAGACGAGCGAUACAAGCAUUUGGUGGGGAAGUGCGCGACACACCCCUUCCUUGGACGACCGAUACCCAUCGUCGCAGAUGAAUACGCGGAUCCAGAAAAAGGAACGGGUGCAGUGAAAAUCACACCAGCUCAUGACUUCAACGACUUUGAAGUUGGACGUAGGAACGGUCUAGAAUUCAUCAAUAUACUUAACGAUGAUGGUACUCUUAAUGACAACGCAGGAGACUUUCAAGGUAUGAAGCGGUUCGAUGCAAGGUAUGAGACCAUCGAAGCUCUCAAAGCCAAAGGGCUUUACGUCAAAUGGGAAGACAACGAGAUGAAGGUACCCAGAUGUCAAAAGUCGAAGGACGUCAUCGAGCCUCUCAUGAAGCCACAAUGGUGGUUGAAGAUGAAAGACGGGUUGGCACCUGCGGCGAUCAAGGCUGUAAGAAACGGCCAGAUCAAGAUCCGACCAGAGUCCGCAGAGAAGAACUAUUACUCGUGGAUGGAAAACAUCAAUGAUUGGUGUUUGUCGAGACAAUUAUGGUGGGGUCAUCAAGCUCCAGCAUACUUCAUCAACAUUGAGAACGAGACUGGUGAUGGGAGUGACGGAGAGCUAUGGAUCACUGGGAGGACAGAAGAAGCGGCAGAGGAGAAAGCGAAGGCUAAAUUUCCUAAUAAGAAGUUCACACUUACGAGGGAUCCGGACGUUCUCGACACGUGGUUCUCUUCUGGUCUAUGGCCAUUCGCGACAUUAGGCUGGCCCAACAAGACCCACGAUUUGGAGACUCUUUAUCCUACAUCUGUUCUUGAAACCGGCUGGGACAUCCUUUUCUUCUGGGUGGCUAGAAUGAUCAUGUUUGGCAUCAAAAUGACGGGGCAAAUUCCUUUCCGGGAAGUUUACUGCCAUGCCCUAGUCAGAGAUUCGGAGGGUAGGAAAAUGUCGAAAUCCCUGGGGAACGUUAUUGAUCCUCUCGAUGUGAUGGAGGGUAUCUCGCUUUCUAGUUUGCAUGAAAAGCUAGAAGCGGGAAAUCUUGAUCCAACAGAGGUCGAGAAGGCCAGGAAGACCCAAAAGACAACGUUUCCGGAUGGAAUACCAGAAUGUGGCGCAGACGCUUUACGAUUUUCUUUGGUCAAUUACACAACCGGAGGUGGUGAUAUCAACUUCGAUAUAAAGGUCAUGCAAGGCUACCGCAAGUUUUGUAAUAAGAUCUACCAAGCCACUAAAUACGUUCUUGGCAAACUCGACUCCUCCUUCAUCCCCCAAGGGCUGCCCACUAAAACCGGCCAAGAAUCGCUUGCAGAGCUGUGGAUCCUGCACAAACUUAACACCGCCGCCGCAGAGAUUCACACAGCGUUCACCCAACGGGAGUUUUCCCAAGCAACCUCGAUCACCUAUCAGUACUGGUAUAACCACCUUUGUGAUGUGUACAUUGAGAAUUCUAAGGCUAUACUACAAGCUGGUACUGCUUCGGAGCAAGAAUCGGCCAAACAAACCCUUUACACUGCCCUUGAAGGCGGGCUCACGAUGAUCCAUCCUUUCAUGCCCUUCCUGACCGAAGAACUCUGGCAGCGCCUACCCCGUCGUCCUGAAGAUAAGACACCUUCCAUCGUCAAAGCAGCCUACCCGCAAUAUAACGCCGAGCUCGACGACAGAGAUUCCGAAGAAGCCUACGAGCUUAUCAUGUCCGUCGCGAAAGCUAUACGCCAACUAGCAGCCGAGUACUUCAUCAAGGACUGCGCAACCACCCACAUCCAACUAUUCACCCCUUCCACCCUCUCAACCUGCGAAUCACAAAUCGCGGCCAUCAAGUCGUUGAGCGGAAAAGCUAUGCUGGGCGAGAAUGCAUCCAUCUCCAUCCUCUCGGCCACCGACUCGAAACCGGCUGGUUGCGUUGUGCAAUCCGUUUCUGCUUCCGCGGCCGUAUUUUUACUCGUCAAGGGCCGUAUAGAUAUUGACGCUGAGAUCAAAAAGGGGAAAGAGAAAUUAGCGGCUGCGCAAGAAGGAAUGGAGAAGAAGAAGAAGAUAGUCGGAGGCGAGGGGUGGGAGAAGAUGAGAGAGGACGCCCAGGAGACGGAGAGGAGGAAGUUGGCGAAUGCGGAGCAGGAGGUCAAGGUGCUGGAAGGGAGCGUGGAGCAGUUUGAAAGACUGAGGUUGGAAUGA